AUGAAAGAUAAUACUAUGUCCGAGAAUGACUCUGGCCAUAUUUCAGCAGAAAAUCUGCCAAAUAACCAAGAAAAGGAUUUAUCAGUAGACAAUAUAAAUGUGUUAAAUGCUUUAUCAGAAGAUUUUAGACACAAAGAUGAGUUAAUUCUAGAUACUAACUCGGCUUCAAUUACUGAACUUCCAACCCAAGAGCAUAAAAAUGAAGUUGAGGAUAUAAAAGGAGUGAGCAUUCAAUCUGAGAAAUCCGAACUGGCUCACAUUGAUAAGAGUGAAAUUAAGAAUGAAGAUUUGGAUGAAGUUAAGGAGCCAAGUACUAAAGAAGAAAGUUCUAUACAAGAAGACAUUACUGACUCAAAUGUAGAGUCUCCAGGCACUAUCAAUGUGUUAUCUGGAGAAUCCACCAUGUUGAACACAGAGGAAGACUCUGGCUCAAUUAAUAUGCCAGAAUCUUCACUUCCAUACAAGCUUUGGAUUGACGCAAAGAGCAGGGACUGGAUUCUUGAAUGGCAAACAAAAAACGGAAGGUGGAGUGUUCGAAAAUUUAGUUGUAAACGUUGGGGAAAGGGAAAGGCAUAUUCUCAUGCAAUGAACUUUUUGGCAUCUUUAACUUCCUGUGGAAUUAUAAAGGACCCUAACUUUAGUCAGCAAUUGGGUGAUUCUGGUGAAUCUACAGCUGAGUCUGUCAACCAAGCAAAUAGAUCUGUCGAGGAUGAACUUGUAUUACAGUUCCUUUCUCAACGAGAUGCCGUUGCAAACGCAGAAAAGCAAAAGAAUGGGUUUGGAUCAAACUCUGGGUUGAAUACACUGGCAGCAAUUGCAGCUGCUGCAGCUGCUGCAGCCAUCGCUUCUACUCCGAACAAGAAUCAGGCUCCAGUUAAAAAUCAUACAUCUUCUCAGCCAGCCACUACUACUCAGCCGCAAGUAAGAGGCGCAGUAAGAAAAAGUGGUGUACCUGGAGUCUAUUGGAGCCAAAAGCCUCAAGGAUGGAGAGUCGUAUAUUAUACUGGUAAAGACCGUGAAUUUGAGUAUUUUAAAGUUCCUGCAAAUGCUUCCGAAGAAAUAAUCAGCGAGAUUCUUGAGGUAGCCAAACGUUUCCGGUCCCAAGUUACCGCAGAAGGACGCCAUUUACCAAAUGGUGCAGUAGGUUCUAGCUCAAAAAGAGCAAGAAUGGCAGAAAGAAAGGCAGCAGCUGCAGCAGCUGCUGCUGCCGCAUCUGCUGCUUCUGCUGCUGCAACAUCAGUAUCCGCACCGGAUACAUCCAGACACCUACUUCAGUCAAGAGUUAAUCACUUUUCUGAAGAAGGACUUACAGAUUAUUUAAAGAAUCCAUCGGAUAUUGCAUCAAAGAAUCUUUUAGACGCAGAUCCACUAUCCCAAUUUUCUUCUAAAUUUAAUCCAGCAAAUAUCACGGGAUUACAGAAUCCGACUGGAGCUAUACCACCAGGUCCAUAUGAAUGGUUAUACAACCCUCUUUUAAUGAAUUUAUACGGUAACUAUUCAGCUGCAAGUCAAGCAGCUGCAAUGCAACAAUGGGCAAUGCUCCAGAACUCCUUUUCCCAAAACAACGGAAUGCUUCCUUCAGCAGUUCCUGGCCAAGUUGAAAAUUCAGCUUCUCAAGCUAACCCAAUAUUGAAUUCUUUUUUCCCAAACCCAUUUAUAAACCCUUUUGGACUACAAAUCCCACCAAUGUUGGGACAAAAUGCAAAUUUAUUAACUCAGAUACCUCAAGUCUCCGCAAUGAAUCCAGCUUCGCAGAUGAACAUGAAUAUGUUUGGAAGAUAUUAUGGAAUGACCCUUCCACCUGGUCAAGCUACACAGUCCCCAGGUGCAUCUCCUAUAGGCCAAAAUGGCAAUCCUACAUCUACUGCUCCCUCACAGCCUGAUUCCACAAUUUGGUUUAAUCAGCUCAAUUCCACACAGCAGUUAUUGCCUAACAAUGAUCAACUAGUACAACAACCCACAGCUUUGGACGCAUUUAAUCCAGGUGCAUCUCGAGCAGAUGAGGAUCCUUCCCUUACAAGCGAGGCCACGAACAAACAAACAGAAAAUCUGCUCGAAGUCUCGUCGAGCAGCAACAAGGCAUCCAGUUAA
This is a messenger RNA of Cryptosporidium ubiquitum, 2091 nucleotides long. RefSeq lists its product as uncharacterized. NCBI's taxonomy places the organism in Eukaryota, Apicomplexa, Conoidasida, Eucoccidiorida, Cryptosporidiidae. The record is from RefSeq and is a predicted model, not a curated record. The coding region runs from base 1 to 2091 and encodes 696 amino acids. The transcript has a single exon.